This is a messenger RNA of Galendromus occidentalis (western predatory mite), 874 nucleotides long. RefSeq names its product immunoglobulin domain-containing protein oig-4. Gene Ontology annotation, cellular component: plasma membrane; axon; neuronal cell body. The coding region runs from base 183 to 677 and encodes 164 amino acids. The record is from RefSeq and is a predicted model, not a curated record. Gene Ontology annotation, molecular function: axon guidance receptor activity. The transcript is spliced from 4 exons. NCBI's taxonomy places the organism in Eukaryota, Metazoa, Arthropoda, Arachnida, Mesostigmata, Phytoseiidae. Gene Ontology annotation, biological process: homophilic cell-cell adhesion; synapse organization.
AGUUGAGUCUCGACUGUGCUCUCGAAAGGAUGCCCCACGUUCGUCGAGUAAAUCCGGCCGCGCAACGUGCUUGAACUUCCUGGCAGCUUUCGCAAGCGUCGUGUUUCGCUGAGGGCUACAGAAGGGUACCUCACUCCGGAGUAAGAUCGGAGCUAGGUCUCCAGGCUUCAUCGGGGUGGAAUAUGCUUUGGAAUCGACCACAGUUCUCCGUCAUAUUGACAACGAUAUUCUGUCUUAUGCUGCUGAGCCAUCUCCCGGCAUCUUCUGAGGGAAAGCGGAGCCGAGCCCACGCCAAAAAAAACUCUGGAAAUUCUCGUUACGCUCUCUUCAACCAGAACAAGCACAAGGAUCACUAUGACAACCCGAAUGGCGCAGUGAUAGAAAAAGCCUCGCACUUCGAUUAUGAGUUUUAUCUCGGACAUAAAAUCGUCUUCGUUUGCGUUGCUCGAGGCUUCCCGAGACCAAAGAUCACGUGGUUCAAAGACGGUAUCGAGAUUUUUGGCCACCCCUAUGUCCAGAUCUCAGAGUGGCUCCGGGAUGAGAGACGGAUCAAAUCCAAACUUGAGAUAGAUCCUGCCCGCCAAAUGGACUCGGGGAAUUACGAGUGUCAGGCAGACAACAAGUAUGCCAUCGACCAAAGAACAUUCCGAGCUGACUUCUCUUCCCUGACGAGUUAAAUUAGCGUGUCGCGCCGCCGACGAGAAGCGCGACAUGUUCACGGAAGAACAGACUUAAUGGCUCCCACUCCGUACCCCGACCUCACGGAGAAACUUCCUGGAUCGUUCCCCUGCACUGUCGAGCUCUAAUUCAACUUCUCGAACGUCGAGCGACUCGACUUCAUCACAAUGUGAAGGGGAUUCCUCGAUUGGAGCCG